GUUGGGGCUCUCUGGACUGGCUGUGCACAAAAAAGGGGGGAAGCCGAAGAAAUCUGACAGUAUUGUUUGGUUCUGAAGAUGAACGACAUGAAGAGGAGGGAAACAAUUUAGUACGGGUACAGCUCUGUGUAUUUCAUAAGUGACUGAUUGCUUUUGGAAGUGAAGCAUUCUUUUUCAUAAUUUUUGUAUCUGCAAUUAUCGCACACAUUUUUCUGUUGAUGGGAGAUUGUGGCUGGUGCUAGCGUAUUAUCCUUUUCCUUGAUGGAGUGAGCCCGGCAGUUUUGCUUCCUUGAAGAGCACUCGAAUUCGUCUUUGUUAGGAUUCUCAAAUCUCGAAUCACAAUAUUUAACAUUGGAUAUCCGGUAUUUUGCUUCGACUUGAUCUGAGAGAAACAGCAUGCAAUGCGAAGAAGCCACUGUGUGUAAGAUGAAAAAGCCGAACCUUGACUACUGAAAGACUCUGUUUGAUAUUUAUCAGCUACCUGAGGAAAAUAGAUCAUGGUAAAUGCAGCCACGUCAAAAUCAAUCACUCCGGGGUCUACAACACCUGACGACGCCCUGGAAACUCGUGGAGAAGGCGUAGACAGCAAUGAGCUCAAGCCAACAUGGAUAGAGAUCACCGUGGCUUUUAUGAGAAGGACCAAGGUUCACGGGCUGAAGUUUGUCUUCUCCCCAGACAAGAAUAGACCACAGCGGUUCCUCUGGCUCCUGGCUUUCUUCGUCUGCGUUGGACUACUGUCCACCUGGUCAUGGAACAGGAUCUUCUACUUGAUGUCCUACCCGGCUGUCACCAAGAUCUACAUGGUCUGGUCUCACAACAUGUCCUUCCCAGCUGUGACUUUUUGCAACAAAAAUGUAUUCCGGGUAUCGAGUCUCACCAAGGCUGACCUCUAUCAGAGCGGCUACUGGAUGGACUUGAUGUAUGCCAACCACACAGUGAUGGAGAGGAGUCUGGCCAUCCUCAGGGACAGCCACAAGCACAGUCUCCUCAGCCUGCUGGACUUCAAGGGUUACAGCCCUCCUCCACAUGACCACGUUAACACCACUGAGAUGAUUGGCAGGCUGGGUCACCAACUGGAGGACAUGUUACUGGAGUGCAGGUUCAGAGGGGAAAACUGCACACACAGGAACUUCAGCACUAUCUACACUCGCUAUGGAAAAUGCUACACCUUCAACUCUGGACUGGACGGUAACCCACUGUUGACCACAUUAAAGGGUGGCACAGGAAAUGGCUUGGAGAUCAUGUUGGAUAUUCAACAGGAUGAAUACUUGCCAGUUUGGGGGGAGACAGACGAGACGUCCUACGAAGCAGGCAUCAAGGUUCAGAUCCACAGCCAGGACGAGCCCCCGUUCAUAGACCAGCUGGGAUUUGGUGUGGCCCCUGGUUUUCAAACUUUUGUGUCAUGUCAGCAGCAACUGCUCCAGUACCUGCCCCCUCCCUGGGGAGACUGCAAGUCCACUCCUAUCGACUCUGAGUUCUUCUCCACGUACAGCAUCACAGCCUGCCGCAUCGACUGUGAGACACGCUACCUUGUGGAGAACUGCAACUGCAGGAUGGUCCACAUGCCCGGAUCCUCAACAGUGUGCACACCUGAGCAGUAUAAAGACUGUGCAGACCCAGCUCUCGACUUCUUGGUGGAGAAAGACAAUGAUUACUGUGUGUGUGAGACACCCUGCAACAUGACACGCUAUGGGAAGGAGUUGUCCAUGGUUAGGAUUCCCAGUAAGGCCUCUGCCAAGUAUCUGGCCAAGAAAUUCAACAAGACUGAGCAAUACAUUGGAGAAAACUUAUUGGUCAUGGACAUCUUCUUUGAAGCUCUGAAUUAUGAGAAGAUUGAACAGAAGAAGGCUUAUGAAAUCGCCGGGCUACUGGGUGACAUCGGCGGCCAGAUGGGACUGUUUAUUGGAGCCAGUGUUUUAACAAUACUGGAAAUAUUUGACUACUUGUAUGAGGUGUUUAAGGAUAAGGUUUUGGGUUACUUCCUAAACAAGAAACGACCCCGGCGUUGUCAGAGCGACAAUCUGGAGUUUCCAGAGAACCCAACCAGCCCUGGUGUCACGCCUAAUCAUGCCCCCAGAGCACCUGUGACACCCUCCGGAGUCACUCGGACAGUCUCGGAUACACGCCGAACAUGUUACCUCGUCACCCGACUCUAG
Molecule: messenger RNA, 2156 nt
Organism: Hypomesus transpacificus
Lineage: Eukaryota; Metazoa; Chordata; Actinopteri; Osmeriformes; Osmeridae
Gene: asic1c
Product: acid-sensing (proton-gated) ion channel 1c
Exons: 11
Coding region: 498-2156 (552 amino acids)
Biological process (GO): sodium ion transmembrane transport
Cellular component (GO): membrane
Source: RefSeq, a predicted model, not a curated record